Arvicola amphibius (Eurasian water vole) is the source of this 2738-nucleotide messenger RNA. It is a transcript of the gene Chmp4c, whose product is annotated as charged multivesicular body protein 4C. Bases 60 to 758 code for a protein of 232 amino acids. Lineage: Eukaryota; Metazoa; Chordata; Mammalia; Rodentia; Cricetidae. Gene Ontology annotation, cellular component: multivesicular body; cytoplasmic side of plasma membrane; ESCRT III complex. The record is from RefSeq and is a predicted model, not a curated record. Gene Ontology annotation, biological process: vesicle budding from membrane; late endosome to vacuole transport via multivesicular body sorting pathway. The transcript has 5 exons.
UGGGUGUGUGGCUCACCUGUCCCCAGCGCGCAGGGCCGCUCGCCCCCCACUGCCCAGCCAUGAGCAAGUUGGGCAAGUUAUUUCGAGGGACCCGCUCCUCUCGGGCCCGCGCGGCUCCCAACCCCCAGGAGGCUCUGGCCCGCCUCAGGGAGACCGAGGAGAUGCUGGCCAAGAAGCAGGAGUACCUGGAGAGCCGAAUCCAGAGGGAGCUCGCCCUAGCCAAGAAGCACGGCUCCCAGAACAAACGAGCUGCCUUGCAGGCGUUGAAAAGGAAGAAGAGGUUUGAGAAGCAGCUCACGCAGGUUGAUGGCACCCUGUCCACCAUUGAGUUCCAGCGGGAAGCGCUAGAGAACUCGCACACCAACACUGAGGUCUUACGGAACAUGGGUUUUGCAGCCAAGGCAAUGAAAGCCGUUCAUGAAAACAUGGAUCUGAAUAAAAUCGAUGACUUGAUGCAGGAUAUCACAGAGCAGCAGGACAUUGCUCAGGAAAUCUCAGAAGCCUUUUCUCAAAGGGUUCAGUUUGCUGAUGGCUUUGAUGAGGAUGAGCUGCUGGCAGAACUUGAGGAACUGGAGCAGGAAGAAUUAAAUAAGAAGAUGACAAAGAUGCAGCUUCCGAAUGUGCCGGCUUCUUCCCUCCCCUCACAGCCCAGUAGGAAGCCCAGCAUGCCCUCCAGUGCACACCGAUCUCGAGCAGUGUCAUCCAGGAGGACAGAGGACGAUGACGACUUCCAGCAGCUGGCAGCUUGGGCUACUUAAGCUAAAAUGGGAACCUCUGACGCCUAAAUUAUUGAACUACACACAAGACAUAAAUGCUUUUGCAAAGCCUAGAAGAUAGCAGUGACCCGUUUUAUGAAUUCCUGUCUUUUACAGUUAAGUCAUGUGUAGACACGUCAGGCCUGGAAAGGGGCUGGUAGCAUCAUAGAAGAUUCUUCCAGACUGAUGGAGUGGGGUCUAUCUGCUUUAUUCUCUACUGUAUUUUAGUUCUGGUACAAGUUGAUUCUUUAUGUAUAUAUAUAUUGAAAGAAAACUGAUUCUACUGACAUUUAAUACAUAUUCCAGCUUGUAAGUCAUCCUCGGGCGAUACCUAGGGUAACUGGGGGUGAUGUCUAUGCAAAUACAAGGCUGCUGUGUGCGUCCAGGUCACCCACAGUAAAUAUAAAUGCGCUUCUAGAACAGAUCUGAAGAGAAGUCCUCAGUGAGUCUAUAUAUACAGUUUCAAUUGAGUUUCAGGGUUGAAAAUCUUCAUGGAGCUUUAAUUGACAUUUAUUAUGCUGGUUGAGCUUUGAGAGGGGGCAUGCAUCGCCCCAAAUGUCUGACUGCACAAGCAGUUUAGCCUGCCCACCAGGACUCUCCGGGGUGUGAUUCAGCUGUUUAGAAAGCCAAGUUAACACAGACCGCCAUGCUGCUGCUGCUUAGGCUUCCCAGGAAUGCCCAUUGCUUCCUGUUGUGUGGUCUCCUGUGCACUAACAAAACGAAACAAUGCUUCACAGCAUGUGCCUCAUAAAAAUACUAAAAUACUGGCAAUUAAAAAUAUAUCUGGAGUAAAAUUUUGCUCAUAAUUAUGGUUAAAUGAAGAUAAAUUAUAAACAGGUAUCUUGCGUGCCAUAUCAGACGGUAAAAUGACAAACACCACAAUGCAAGGUUUUCUGAUGCCCUCUGCACUCCUUUGAGCAUCGCUGCAGCAUGGAGGAGGAGCACCAUGAGACCUUGUUCCGGCUCAGUGGUCCCAUUCUGCCGCAGGUAUUUGGCACUUGCUCUUUCUCUUGGCAUUUUUCCUGCCCUGCACAACACACACACCAAAUCCUCCUCAUUCUUUAAAUUCUGGAUAAAAUAUUCCAUCUUGGAAAACUUUAAAAAAUUUUUUUCCAGACUAUAUGCUUGCUUUUACAGCACUCAGCUUUCUGUCAUGGCAUUUUCCAUGUUCUCUCAACACAUAACCUGAGUGCAUUUCCUGUGGGUCUGCGAUAGGGGGAGGGAUGAGGCUGCUUUAAAUAGUGUGUUUUCAGGACUCUUCAAAAUCUCUCAUGUACCUUCUGUCCCUAAGCCAAGCCUGGGAAGCAGCAACAGUGUUAGACACUGAAGGAGAGACAGCUCUGGACAGUGAUGCCCAAGGGAGGCUGACACACUGCUCAUCCCGUGUCCUGGCUCACACACCACCCACAUGCCCGCUGAGUGCAGCUAGCUGCGGGGAAGGGGAGGCACAAAGCCCCCACCAGACUGGUGAAACUUGUAAGGCGAGUGAAUUUUAAUUAUGCUUAAUUUUAGUUAAUUUAAUUAAAAAACAUUUCUCAAUGCAUUUAUUAGAAACAUUGAAGUAUUUCAGCACCUUCGUUCUGCCUUUCCAGCAGUUAAAUGUGUGACGUCUGUCUAUGGGCCAGUAUUUGUAUCUGUCCGUCUUUCUGCCUCCUCACUUCUUUCCACCUCUCUGAGAUUUUGAGGCACAGCCUCACCAUGUAGCACACGAGUUCACUUUAUACCUCAGGCUGACAUUGAACUUCACUCCUCUGGCUUUAGCCUCCAAAGCCCAGGAAUUACGGGCUCCCAUUGCUGUGACCAGCACUGGGAAGAUAGUUACAGCUGAUCUAAGAGGCAUUCUCAGUGUAAAAUACACAUUGGAUUUCAAAGACUUGGUGAACAAAACUGUAAAAUAUCUCAUUAGCAAUUGCAUCUUGAUUAUAUGUAGAAAUGGUAUUUUUAAAUGCUUUGCAUUGAAUAAAAUACAGUAUUGGAAAUUUA